Molecule: messenger RNA, 2607 nt
Organism: Poecilia reticulata (guppy)
Lineage: Eukaryota; Metazoa; Chordata; Actinopteri; Cyprinodontiformes; Poeciliidae
Gene: acp6
Product: acid phosphatase 6, lysophosphatidic
Biological process (GO): dephosphorylation; lysobisphosphatidic acid metabolic process
Cellular component (GO): mitochondrion
Molecular function (GO): lysophosphatidic acid phosphatase activity
Source: RefSeq, a predicted model, not a curated record
UUCCCGGCGACAUGUCUUCCUGUGUCCGCCGGUAUCCUCUCCAGAGUUCCUGAGCGAAUGUGAAGUAAAGCCGGAUUUUGUAUCGAAUGCAGCCUAUCAGUUCACCCCAGCUUUCAAAAAACUCGCCUUCAAUGAAUUUGACAGGAAAUUAAAAACAAGCUCAGCCAUGAGGAACCUUUUGACCAAAGCAGGCCUGUUUGGCUCGGUAUCAGUGGCCUUCGGCUCGAUUUGGUGGUCGCAGCAGAAAACCGAUUCAAACCCGGUCACUUCAAGCGCAGCCCCAAACCCAAAUGAUGCAUGCCCUGCUUCUCUGUAUGAACUCCAGCAGGUCCAGGUCUUGUUCCGUCAUGGCGCUCGGACGCCGCUCAAGUCUAUACCAGAUGUGAUGGAGGCUCAGUGGACCCCAUCGCUCCUAGAGGCCCCACCAUACACACACAUCAACUACGUGGUGACGGAUCUUAAGGGAGGACCACAGCCUCGGUCUCCUUUAGAGGACAAUUAUCGGAAAAACAUACUGAGUGGCGGCUCCUUCGCUGGUCAGCUGACCACAUUAGGCAUGCAGCAGCUGUAUGAGCUGGGUGAAACCCUGAGGAAGAAAUAUAUAGAGGAGACACCUUUCCUCAGCCCCACCUUUAGCUCAGCGGAGGUCUAUGUGCGCUCCACUAACAUUGUAAGGACUAUUGAAUCUGCCAAGUGCCUUAUAGCUGGACUCUUUAAACAAAAACAAAAAGAUAUUGUGUCCAUCCUAACAGCAGAGGCUAAAUCCGAAAUUCUCUACCCUAACUAUCACGGAUGCAAGCUGCUCAAAGUCCUCAGCGACCCCCGCUGGGCCAAGAUGUCCACUCUGCCUGGCGUCGCUGAAGACCUGCAGAGCAUCCUGAGUGCACUGGGGAUUGCUGCUCACCAGCACGUCGACUUCAUCCUCAUUAGGGAUGACAUGGUUGCCAGAGAGGCGCACGGCCUUCCCAGCCCGCUGGUUCUGAACKUCUGGAGGAAUAAGGUGGAACAGCGAGCUGUGGACAUGGUGUGCAGCCUCUACGAGCCUAACAGGAGAGAGGCGCUGCAGCUGUCGGUGGGAGCCCUCUUCCAUGUUCUGUUAGAAAACAUUGAGAAGAAACUACAGGACAACUCGGCAGAGGCGAACAGGAAGUUGUUCCUGUACUCGGCUCAUGACACCACCCUGAUCCCGUGCCUCAUGGCUUUGGAGAUCUUUGACAUGAAGUGGCCUCCGUAUGCUGCCUCCAUCACUCUGGAGCUACACAAAAGCCGGCAGACGGGCGAUGCCUUUGUGAAAGUGUCAUACAUUGGUCAGGAUCAACACAUACCAGGUUGCAGUGGAGUCUACUGCCCCCUGCAGGAGUUCAAACAGGUCCUCUCUGCAUACUCGCUAAGCUCUGAACGCUACAAUUCUCGUUGCAUAAGCACAGAACUCGCUGAACCCUGACCUUUCAAGAAACACAAAACCACUCGACUUUAAACUUUGAGUGCAACUCAGGCUCCCCUUCAUCCAAUAACCACGGUAUCACACACAAGUUAAAAACUUGAUCUUGUAACAAUAAAUCUAGUUUUAAUGAUUAUUUCAAUAAGUUUUGCAGUGUAGUGUUUACACCWAGUGCUCUCUCUAGCAGAAAUGUUGCAUUGAAUCAUUUGUACCCGCUUCAUCAUCAGUAUAAUGUUUGUAGACUUUAACCAAAGGGGUAUUUCACUAAUUAGGCGAUGUUCCAGUUGAAUGCAUUUGGGGUCGAGUUUCACAUCAUUAUACCAAAUAAGCCUUUUAUGUACAUUUCUUUUCUGCCUAGAGAAUUAUUGCAGUAUUCCCCGUCUUUCCUCUGACCUUAGAACACUUUGAGUCGGCCAUAAAAUCUAACAGUUACUGUGGCUGCAGAACUAGCCCACAUCAUCAUCCCUCCUCCAUCAUGCUCAACAGCUACUUUGAAGUAUGUUCACUUAGACGCCGUUAGAUUUUUGACAUCUACUUUGGUCUCUGAUAUAAUCUUGUGGUUCAUUCAAAUUAAAGCUACAAUUAAUUUUUUUUAUAAAAAAUAUUUUCUUGGCAAGACAAACUUACUCAGAUUUUUUUCCUGAUUGUAUUGUCCUGAAGUUUGACACUUGAAAUACUGACUGCAGCCUGUAAAGUCUGAUAUAGAGCAAUCUUUACCUUCUACAUAAUCAUGGUAGAAAUGCGCUGGGAUGUCUGCCAAGCYGUCUUGUUUUACACUUGUGAAMAUUUCUCACAUUGGAACAAUGGACUCUGUUGGUCAMUUGUUGAUGUCACUGCUGGMGUUUUCCUCCUGCACCUUUUAGUGUAUAGCUAAAUCUUAAGGCAACAGCGUUGUUGUACAUUACCCUUGUGUGUCAUCAAAGCUUUGUUCCCCAGGAUUACAGCUUUUAUUCAUCAGGGAAAUGUAUAAUGUAGAAAAACAAAAAGUGAAAUGUUACCAAAUGGCUUUACAGCUCCAGUAACAGUAUAUUGAGUGAACAUCGACUUUGAUACAUUUGACUGUUGCUGUGAAACACCUUUUAUCCAUGAGGUGAAACUUCUUGUGACAUGUUUCAGCUGUAAAUAUCGGGUUUGGAUGAACAAAAUAAAAAUAGAUUUUGUGUUGA